AAGUAAACGUGCACACACUGAUCCCAGAUAGUCAACGCAGACGUAGGAUGGAAUGUCUUAAGGCAAUGCAAGAGUCAACGUGCGCCCCACUAACUGAUCUUCCUUUCAUAUAUAUAUAACCACUCGUACAUCUGCGAUCAUCACCUAAUUGAUGAACUCGCCACCAAUCAUUCGUACUAUGGCCAUUCAGAUCGCCGCUAUAGACCCCAAGACCAGACCGCAUUCUCCUUCUCCAUGCAUUUCCUUCCACCCGGCCGUGCCGCAAUCUCCGCCCUCGUCCUCGACCCCGGCUCUCCCACCGCCACCCCGGACCCCGAGAAUAAUCUCCCCGCCGACCUCUUCGCCUCAAACCGCUCCCUCUCCCUCGAGAUCCCCCACCAUUAACAUCUCCCUCCAGCAGCCCUCCAGUAAGAAGAAGAACACGUCCAGGUCCUCGAAAUUCUUCCGCCACUUUCGCUCCAUCUUCAGGUCGUUCCCGAUUAUAAACCCGACUUGCAGGAUCCCCGUCUCCCUCCAUGGCUCCCGACACCACGAGGUCCACAUCCACGGCGGGACUAAAGUUACCGGUACCCUAUUUGGGCACCGGAAGUCGAGGGUAAACCUGGCCAUACAAGAGUCCCCGAAGAGCGUCCCCGUGCUCGUCCUCGAGCUCGCCAUCCCGACAGGGAAGCUCCUCCACGACGUGGGGCUCGGGCUCGUGAGGGUGGCGUUGGAGUGCGAGAAGAAGCACCCUUCCGAGAAGACAAAGCUGAUCGACGAGCCCAUAUGGACGAUGUACCGCAAUGGGCGGAAGGUCGGGUACGCAGUGAGGCGGGAACCUUCGGAGGAUGACCUGGCUAUCAUGCAGAUGCUCCAUGCUGUGUCGAUGGGCGCCGGGGUGCUCCCGAGCGAGACCGGGGAUAUGAUGGAAGUCGGGGUGCUGACCUACAUGAGAGCACAGUUCGAAAGAGUCAUCGGUUCGAAGGACUCUGAGACAUAUUACAUGACGAACCCCGACGGUAACAGCGGACCCGAAUUAAGCAUCUUCUUCGUGAGGAUCUGAGCUCUAACACGUACGUGAGAAGUGGAGAAUUUGGACUUGCUCGAGAAGUUAAAACCUAAUUAGAGACGAAUAUUAGGCAGCCAUGUUUUUCGCGUAUUGUGACAAUGACUUUUUAGUCCCACCUAGACACAUUACCCUGUGGUACAACUGCAAGUAUUGUCCUUAGAUCGGAUCUGUAUAGUUCGAACUUACAUAAUUGUUAGAAGUAAAAUCUGCGUGAUCAAUGAUAGGUCCUGUUUAGUAGCGCAAAUGAAAUGAAAUGAAAUGAAUGGAAUGGAAUGAAAUAAACAUCC
Punica granatum (pomegranate) is the source of this 1335-nucleotide messenger RNA. Lineage: Eukaryota; Viridiplantae; Streptophyta; Magnoliopsida; Myrtales; Lythraceae. The record is from RefSeq and is a predicted model, not a curated record.